AUGGUGGUUUCCAGUCACCUCACAAGGGAGGACCUCAAAUCAUCAGCUUAUGUGAGGGAGCUGGAGGACUGGUGCCUAGACCUGGCAGAAGCCCAGUACUCAAUCUUUGUACAGAAUAAACACCUGAGGAGCGUGAUCCAGGAACUGGGAAAAAUGGCCUUAGAGAAUCAGAUAGACCUGGAUGUUCACAUCCCAGCUUCCUACCACAACGUGAAGAAAGAGAGAGAUACUCUCCACUUGCACUUUGAGUACAACAAGAACAACUAUGAGAACCUCAACCACCACCAGUCCCUACUGAAGGGGAAGCUGCAGGUCCUUGAGAUGAAGAAGGCAGCCUUGCAGCUCUGGAUGAAAAAGAUCAACAAAUCUAAUCUCCUGCUACAACAAGUUCACACUUUGAUGGACGAGCAUGGCCCAAGUCAUGUCCAGGUGCCAGAGACCUUCUUCGCCUAUAAAAAAGGAGAAAGGAAAACAAAACAAAAUACAAAGGACAGAAAAAUACCACCAGGGACCCCCACCCCACCAGCAAGCCCAGGGAUUCACACUUACGGACCCCAGGACAGAGGCACCUCAGGGACACCUGGGGAAGAGCCCUGCUUGGGAACCCCUAGGGCCCUCCGACACCUCGGGGACUUCACCCCCAAGCACUGCUGCCACCCCAGGAAUUCUCCAGGGCCGUCCUCUCACCUCCAGCGCCACCCCCGCCCGGAAGGCCCGCCGGGGUCGGCGGCUGCUCACCCCCGGGGCUCUCCGGGUCGGGACCCCCCCCUAGGGCCCUCCGACACCUCGGGGACUUCACCCCCAAGCACUGCUGCCACCCCAGGAAUUCUCCAGGGCCGUCCUCUCACCUCCAGCGCCACCCCCGCCCGGAAGGCCCGCCGGGGUCGGCGGCUGCUCACCCCCGGGGCUCUCCGGGUCGGGACCCCAAGAACCGGUGGCCUCACCCCGCUCGUCCCCCGACCCCGGCUCCCCAGGCCCCGGCUCCCUGGUCCCCCCGACUCCCGGUCCAUCCUCACCAGCCGCAGAGUCUCCGUUGAUGCCGGGCAGCGCAAGAGCCAGCAGCACGAGCAGCGCGGCCGUCAAGUCGCCGACCAAGCGUCACCGCCAACUGCCACCGCCGCAGCAGAUAUGAGAACCGGAGGGGCUUCGGGCUGUGCCCGGGGCCAUGACCCAGCAUGUUAUACCUUCUUCUUGGCCCUAGCCAACUUCUCCUGUCGGACUUCCUCUGGCAUUUCUGGGCAGGGAAAAGGAAAGGGGUACCGCCGCCUCGUCGCCAUCAGAGCACUGGACAUCACUCCGUCCAGCUAA
This is a messenger RNA of Galeopterus variegatus (Sunda flying lemur), 1308 nucleotides long. RefSeq lists its product as uncharacterized. Lineage: Eukaryota; Metazoa; Chordata; Mammalia; Dermoptera; Cynocephalidae. The record is from RefSeq and is a predicted model, not a curated record. Bases 1 to 1308 code for a protein of 435 amino acids. The transcript is spliced from 10 exons.